GGGGAAUGUAAACACAAGUGAAAGGAUCUACAGGCGGUUGGUCAUGGGGGUUCUUCAAAGCCCAGGGGGGCUGCCUGAUCCCCUUCCAGGGUUCUCAGCUCUAGAUCCUCCAGGGGCGGCAGUGGCGCACAGACACCCACGGACAGCAACCGACAACUGAAAGGGAAAACCCCGCCAUUUCUCCAAGCCUCCCCACCAAAACCCCAAUCGGAGGUCUCCGCCCGUCGUUUGUCAUCGGCGCCAAGUAGAAUCCCGUCCUCCAGGGCUCCAGGUGCCCGGCUGGUCACCGGAAGGGCGCGGAGUGGAGUUCGGGGGAUGUCACUGCCCCGCCUCGGCUGACAGUCCCCCGGAGGCGGGAGGGAGGUCCACUUAUUUUUUCGAGUCAUCACGGCCCCGGCUUCCAUCGGGUUCCUUCCAGUCGGUAGACAUUUAUACGGUCCAAUCCCGUCUCCGUCUUCCGGAUCCGAAUUGCCACUUCCACCUCGUGUGAAACCAAAGCCAAGACACCAAGCAAAUUCACAAUGGCUUCCACUGCUCCUGUUGUCCGCCACGCCAGGCGCGAGGACGUCCCCGCCAUCCUCGGCCUCAUCCGCGAACUAGCCGACUACGAACACGCCCUCGACAGCGUCGAAGCCACCGAGGAAACCCUGGCGGCAACCAUCGCCUUCGCCCCUUCCGAUUCCUCCGUCGUCUCCCCCAGCCCCGAGACCGGCCUGCCCAUCACCGAACCCGUCUCGCCCUCCAAGCCCGCCCGCUGCCUGGUGCUGACCGACCCCGAGUCGGGAGUCGUCGUCGGCAUGGCGCUUUACUUUUACAACUACUCCACCUGGCGGGCGCGCCCCGGUAUCUUCCUUGAGGAUCUGUAUGUCAAGCAGAGCGAGCGGAAGAAGGGGUAUGGCAAGCGGUUGUUGGUGGAGCUGGCGAAGGAGGUGGAGGCCAUGAAGGGAGGCAGGCUCGAAUGGAACGUGCUCAAGUGGAAUGAGCCGAGCAUCAAGUUUUAUGAGAGCGAGGCGAUUGGGGCGCAGAUGAUGAGUGAGUGGGUGGGCAUGAGGGUUGAUGGGGAGGGACUGCCCAAGUUGGCCAAGUUGUUGGAUUAGAUGGUUGGUUGAAGGUUGGAAAAAAAGAAUAUACCCAUAGUUGGAAAGGGCAGUUUGACGCCUAGACAUAUGAUGUUUGUGUUGUGGUGCUUUUGACCAUGAAACGUGCUCGGGUAUCAUUUUCUACAAGUUGAGCAAAGUCCCUUUCUAUCCACCCAUACAUAUCCCAUCCCAAAUAACGGCCCGCAAACUGCGAUUACUGCUUGCCCUUCUUCUUCUUGGGCUCCGCUCUUACCGGUGCGCCCUCAAAGAACUCGAGAUCCGCCGAUGGUGCCACCGGCGGUUCAUACUUCUUCUGUCCCCAUUCUAUCUCCCACCCUUUUCCAUCCUUUCUCCUUUCCAUAACCGCCGUCAUCCGCCAGACUUGUUCCAACGUCCUCCUCCAUAACCUCGGCGUAUACCGAUGGCAAUUGAUGGGCUGUUGCUCCCCCAUCGGCAGAUCCUCGUCCACUUGCCCACUUAGCAACAUAUUCCUCCUACUCUUCUGCCGGUCCACCAACCAAAUCGGUUGUGUCGCAUACCUCUGCCAGUUCCAAUCCAGCACCGCCUCCUCUUGUGACUUGUCCUCCUUCGCCCAUACCAUCCUGCCCACCGUCCUCCUCUUGGGUACCUCCCACUCCUCCUUCUUAUUCACCAAAUCUCUCAGCAGCUCCCACUCCUCCCUCGGCACCGGCGGGAGCACCUUCUCCGCCACCUGCUUAUACGUCUUUUUCAACUUGGUCCUCCUCACCUUUUCAUUCAGUGGCCCGCCCCAGAUAUUUUCCUUGGGCACAUAUCGUUCCGGCGCCAACUGGUGGUUUGUAAUUUCCGGCUUGGGGCGGUUGACAAUCGGCGGCGCGUCGCCUCCCGUUUGACUCCUUACAAACGCCUUGAGCUUUUCCGUGUCCCAGUUAUCCAACCAGUCCGGUUUUCUGCCUUCCUUGACGAUGGCCCGCGCCUUGUUGAUGUAUUUUUGUAGUUCCUCGUCGCUGCUCGGGGUGUCGGGCUCUAAUAGUUCUGCAAGGAGCUGGCGGCGUUUGGCGCCCGUUCGGCCGAAUGCUAGCAACAAAAUGCGCCGCAUGCGCGGGAGGUCGCCGGCGUUGGCGGCGCGCAGGUAGCGCAGAUCGUGGUGGGCGCGCUUAAGACGGGUGGCGGUUUGGGGACAAGAGGACGGGUCGGAGGCGCGGUGGGCCCGGAAACGCGUGGUGAUGC
This is a messenger RNA of Neurospora crassa OR74A, 2288 nucleotides long. Its product is annotated as acetyltransferase. The coding region runs from base 522 to 1097 and encodes 191 amino acids. Gene Ontology annotation, molecular function: N-acetyltransferase activity. The record is from RefSeq and is a predicted model, not a curated record. The transcript has 2 exons. Gene Ontology annotation, biological process: protein acetylation. Lineage: Eukaryota; Fungi; Ascomycota; Sordariomycetes; Sordariales; Sordariaceae.